Carassius auratus (goldfish) is the source of this 2659-nucleotide messenger RNA. It is a transcript of the gene qpctlb, whose product is annotated as glutaminyl-peptide cyclotransferase-like b. Gene Ontology annotation, molecular function: glutaminyl-peptide cyclotransferase activity; zinc ion binding. The coding region runs from base 287 to 1480 and encodes 397 amino acids. The record is from RefSeq and is a predicted model, not a curated record. The transcript is spliced from 8 exons. NCBI's taxonomy places the organism in Eukaryota, Metazoa, Chordata, Actinopteri, Cypriniformes, Cyprinidae.
GUGGGAUGAGGAGCUACGCAGAUCGCUUUUCUGUUCUGGCUCAGUAACGUCGACUGCAGAACUGAGAACACUAUCAUUUACAGGCUGCAUCGUCCAGAUGCAUAUCAAGGACGAACCAGACCGGCGUUGGUGAUGAAAUAUUCCCCAGACUCCGUUCUCUCGUCGUUCAGCACAAUGAGCUGUUCAUUUCCUGCGCCCGCGGUGGAUUUGAUAGAGCAAUGGUGCGCCAGUUACAACACCGGACUGCUGGUUUCAUCUUAAUUUUGGCAUCUCUCGUAGAGACAAGAUGAACAGCAUACGGUACAAAGCAGCGACUGUCAAGUGGUGGAACUAUUCUGUCGCGCGCUGUGACCAUGCACGUAUGUGCCGCGUGCGAUUACUGCUGCUGUGCUUGUGCGUGCUGGUGGCAAUUACAUUGACACUGGCAGUAUCACUGUCUAACUACCAGACGGUGGAUUUGGAUUUUCCUCCCAAACCUCCCGACCUAUUCAAAGACAAGCUGAAUCACCAGCCAGGUAAACCCACCGUUGCCCAGGUAAAGCGGCUUGUCUCGCAGGUAAAUCGGGAAAGACUGUGGUAUUCCCAUCUGCGACCCAUUCUCACUGAACGCCAGCCAGGAAGUCGUGGGAGUCAGGCUGUUCGAAAACACAUCUUUUCUCAACUGGAUUCUCUUACGGCGGGCUGGUCUGUAGAAGUGGACUCCUUCAUCUCCGAGACUCCUCAUGGCCCUGUUAGCUUCACUAACGUCCUGGCCGUGUUAGACCCAAUGGCUCCUCGCCGAUUGCUUCUGGCAUGUCACUAUGACUCCAAAUUUAUACCUUCAGAUCCUAGUGACCCACGGAAGGUGUUUGUGGGUGCCAGUGAUUCAGCUGUGCCUUGUGCUAUGAUGCUGGAACUGGUCACAGCUUUGGACCCACACCUCAGAAAGCACAAGCAGCUGAGCAGAUUUUUUAAGGUUUCCAGGGUGACCCUGCAGUUGGUCUUCUUUGAUGGAGGUGAAGCUUUUGAGCAGUGGUCUCAGACGGACUCACUAUAUGGUUCACGGCACCUCGCAGACUCCAUGUCCCGCAUUCCUCACCCGCCGGGCUCUGAACAAACCACACUGUUGAAUGCUGUGGAUCUGCUUGUUCUUUUGGACCUCAUUGGUGCCCCUGAUCCGAUGUUUGUGAAUCACUUUGAGAACACAGCUCGCUGGUUUGACCGCCUUAUUGCUGCUGAGAAGAGACUCCAUAAUUUGGGGCUCCUGUCUUCCCAUCCCAAAGAACAAACUUAUUUCAUGAAGGAUGUGAAUAUGGGGCCAGUUGAAGAUGAUCAUAUUCCUUUCCUUCAGAGAGGAGUUCCAGUGCUGCACAUAAUUGCUACGCCAUUCCCUUCCUUCCUGCACACGAUGGAUGACACAGUGGACAAGGUUCACAGUCACACUGUGGAGAAUCUCACCAAAGUCCUUGUGGUGUUCCUGGCUGAAUAUCUGCGGCUCUAGGAUGCUGUAAUAUUACAUCCAACCACAUCCGUCGUGGAUUGGUCUAUACCUCAGCUGCACUGCUUUAGGAUAUCUGAUAUCAGUGACUGUUCUCAGAAAUGCAUAAAGUACUGUAUGUUCUCAGGCUGCCAUCCCAUAUCCUGUCAUACGCUUAUCUUUUGACUUUCUGACAUGUUAGUCAAUCGGUAAAGUGCCUUCAGAUAGUUUUGCUAUCUAGUAAUGCACUGUAUAGACAAAAUAUAAUAUUAUUAUCUGUGCCGAUAAAGGUUUACAUAGGUUUAGUCAUCUAUUCGAUAACUGUGCAUUAAAAUUAAUAGAAUACAAAGUAGAUACUUUAAGCUCAGGAAUGGAUGUAAUCCUGAUAUAUAACCUGACAUAUAUGAGAUUAUUAAACUAUGCACUAGAGUGAAGCUCUAUAAUGCUCACAAUCUCACAAAAAUUCAAUCUAACAAUAAAUUUCUCAAAUGAACAGUCUGUAGUCUCUAGUAGCUAAAUGUUCAAUUAUACGUUAGUCUAGAUCAGGGAUCCUUAAAUCUGGCCCACGAAAUCCACUUUCCUACAGAGUUUAGCUCUAACCCUAAUCAAACAGUGAACGUGAUUGCACCAAGUACAACAUGUUUCUGGGACAAGGAACAACAUUCCUAUCAACCAAUCAGAACUGAGGGAUAGCUUUUCAUCUGUUUUAGGUUUAUGGUCGGGUUCGGUGCUUCUACACCCCUGUUAAUCAGAUGGUUAGGGUUAGGAUUGGGGGUAGGGAUUGGGUAAAGUCUUUAUUUUUGGAAAGUUAUGUUGAUCCAGGAACAUGUCUUGGCAAAUUCACGGUGACCCUAAUCAAACCCACCUGAGCAUGCUAAUCAAUGUUUGCAGAAUCAAUAGAAAAUCACAGGUAGGUGAGUUUGAUGAGGGGUGGAGCUAAACUGCUCUAUACCCUCAAAGAUUUAUUUGAAAAGUAUAAUAUAUAACACAUUAAAAAAAAAAAGGGAUUUAAAACUUGACUUGAACUUAUAAAAAAGGACCUAGACUUGAGAAUUCACUUAAAUUUGACCUUGAAUGACCUUUUUGACCUUGAGACUUGCAUCAGUGAGGUGAAUGUGUUAAUAAUUUUGUUUUGUAUUGUAAUACUGAAUAUAAAAUAUAUGUAUUUUUCAGUUGCAGAUAUGAUAUGCACUAAAGUCUAAA